AUGUGGUGCGAGCUCCCAGCCUAUACGUCGCCAAAUGAAUUAGGCGAUUUUGGGAGUCUGGAUCCCCGAGUUCUGGCAGAAACGGUGCAAUGGGAAAGUCAGCCUCUUCCUCUAGUCGAAGAAGACUUCCUCAUGUCAUCAGAAAAUAUCGCGAUAUACGAACCAGAAGAGUUGAGCCCUACUUUAGAUGAGGGACUACUAAUCUCCACAAAUUCCAUUUCGACGACACCUAGUGAGGACGUGAAAGAACGCAUAGUAUAUGGCGAUGACUCCAAUCAACAUAUGACCAAAAUUGCUCUUAGCGCAGUCGACAAAUUCCAGUGCAAUUAUCCUGGCUGCACUGACAAAAAAACAGGAAAGCCGAACAACUUCAAGCACAAAAGUCAUCUGAAGCGACACCAAGAAACUAUCCACAGAAACGUUCACGGCCCACCUAUGCAUAGGUGUUGGGUACCCAUGUGUGACAAACGAUACAAGAGAAAAGAUGCACUUCAAGCCCACUUAAAGAAUCACUCGAAAAAGGGAGGCAAAAGUCGUUACGUUGCUACACUAGACAAGGACAGUCAGUACUAUGACCCAGAUUGGAAAGGCGAACUAGAUGAGCGUGAGAACCCGAUUCCACUACCAAAUGUCAACCAUGUUAAUUCGCCCAUGAAAGUCUUGGGUUCUGAACCGGCACUCGGGUCAGGCAGGUCCAGGAAGUACCCAUGCCCCGACUGUUCCUUGUCCUGCUAUCGCAAAGUCGACUUAGAGAGACAUGUUCUCAUCCACACUGGAACGAGACCCUAUAUCUGCUCCUUCGAAGGUUGGGGUCACGAUAAAGUCCAAUGUCUCCUGGGUGAUGGUAAAGACCAAGGCAAAUUUUACUCAAACCCGACGAGUCUGAGAAUGCACAUGAACAGGAAGCACAAAGCAACAUGA
Molecule: messenger RNA, 921 nt
Organism: Cladophialophora immunda
Lineage: Eukaryota; Fungi; Ascomycota; Eurotiomycetes; Chaetothyriales; Herpotrichiellaceae
Exons: 2
Coding region: 1-921 (306 amino acids)
Biological process (GO): regulation of transcription by RNA polymerase II
Cellular component (GO): chromosome
Molecular function (GO): chromatin insulator sequence binding
Source: RefSeq, a predicted model, not a curated record